Molecule: messenger RNA, 603 nt
Organism: Trametes versicolor FP-101664 SS1
Lineage: Eukaryota; Fungi; Basidiomycota; Agaricomycetes; Polyporales; Polyporaceae
Exons: 1
Coding region: 1-603 (200 amino acids)
Source: RefSeq, a predicted model, not a curated record
AUGCCACCUCGCCCUCGUCCCCAACCCCGUUCCCGCCCGGACAGGCCUAUCAGGCUUGAUCCGCUCCCUGAGUAUCCAGAGAUCAUCCUCGGCCUCAACCUCAGCCCGACCGUAAGGCCGCCUGUAUUCCACUGGAUCCUCUUCGUACCGGACCAUGGCGCUACUCGUCGGCAACUCACCGCGGGAGAGAAGAUGCAUGCCCUCUGUCGAUUCCAGCCAGGCCCCGAUGGUACCAUGAUCGAAAAUUGGGAUUACGAGUCCACGAAGUUCACGCUUGGCCAAUCGCAUACCCUCGCAGCCGCCGCAGUGCUAGGGCAGCUGCCUCCCGGGAGGACGAUCAAAGGUUUAAGCAGACUUCUGGGGGCGAUCCCCAUGAGUGUGCCGGCGGUCGAUGCGAGACGGGAGCCGGUGUUCACCUGCAGGGUGUGGGCCCGUGAGGCGGUGCGCCAGAUGCACGAGCACGGGUACAUUGACUGCACCGAUGUCGAUUCCCUGGAGGAAGAGAUGUGGCGGUACGGGAGGGAGGCCGCGAGCAAGCAAGACAACCGAACGUUCACCACCGCUAGCCUGGUUCGUGUCGUGCACUCAAGCGCUGUCCGGUGA